Musa acuminata subsp. malaccensis (wild Malaysian banana) is the source of this 714-nucleotide messenger RNA. Its product is annotated as peroxidase 60-like. Gene Ontology annotation, cellular component: plant-type cell wall; plasmodesma. Gene Ontology annotation, molecular function: peroxidase activity; heme binding. Lineage: Eukaryota; Viridiplantae; Streptophyta; Magnoliopsida; Zingiberales; Musaceae. The record is from RefSeq and is a predicted model, not a curated record. Gene Ontology annotation, biological process: hydrogen peroxide catabolic process; response to oxidative stress.
AUGGGAGUGGAACCGAGAAGAGGGUACGACCUCAUCGACCAGGCCAAGGCAGCACUGGAAAGCAAAUGCCCCGGCGUUGUUUCCUGCGCUGAUAUCAUCGUCGUCGCAACGAGGGAUGCUGUCGUGCUGGGAGGUGGGACGCAGUAUACGUAUGCGGUUCAGACAGGGAGGAGGGAUGGCAACAUCUCGCUUGCGUCUGAUGCCACCAGAAAUCUGCCUGGGGAUUCCUUCUCGGCAUCCCAAGCGACUGAUGCGUUCCGGGCGAAAGGGCUCAGCGCUUCGGACAUGGUGUUACUUCUAGGAGGACAUACCGUUGGGCUCACGCACUGCUCCUUCAUCCUUAAUCGUCUCUACAACUACAAUGGGUCGGGGAAACCAGACCCGGCCAUGGAUCCCGCGUUUGUGACCAUGCUCAAGUCGAGGUGCCCGCAGACGUCGACGGUUGACAACACCGUCCUCCUCGACCACGGCAAUCCCACCACCGUGGACAACAGCUACUACGAGCAGCUCCUGGCGAGAAGGGGCGUGCUCACAGUGGAUCAGAACAUAGCGUCGGACGCGGCGACCAACGCCACGGUGAGGGCGCUGGCCGGCGGCAGCUCGAGCUUCCCGGCUCUGUUCGGGGGUGCCAUGGUGAGGAGGAUGGGCGGCAUCCAGGUGCUCACUGGGACGCAAGGCCAGAUCCGGAAGUCGUGCCGAGUCGUCCUUUGUUGA